AUGCUCCCUAGUAUAGCAGAAGCACAGCUGAUUGCGCUCUUCAUGCAGAGCGUGGCCUACGGCGUUCAUGUGGUCACAUUCUCUAUUUGCAUAUAUACUUGGUUCCGACGUUCAAGCAGCUCCCGCACAACGGCCUCGAGGAUCUGGUUGUCUGUCGCCAUUGCCUUCUUCAUCAUUGACACUUGCGAUGUCUCCUUCAUCUUGUACCACAACCUCAUGGCGUUCGUCCUCCCUGCCACAGCGUCCUCCGGCGCAAACGUUGUAUUCGAUGAUACGUCGAACUGGGUCAACCUGAUGCGCAUUUAUCGGUGCUGGAUGGUGUAUGCCAAUUCAAGCCAUCGGGCGAUAGUCGGAAUAGUCCCUCUAGUUCUCUGGCUCGCAUGCAUAGCCUUCGCGGUCAUGGUUGUGUACAUCCUGGGCACUGUGGAUGUGCAUACCACUAUACCCGAGAUCCCACAAUUGCAACCCUAUUUAUAUUCGUUCUAUGCGACGACAGUUGUACUGAAUCUCCUCACGACCGGUUUCAUCAUCAUCAGACUCUGGAAGAUUCAUAAGCGCACUUCUGCGUUCUUCGCACAGAGCUGGCGCGUUCGAAAUCGACUCAGCUUAGCGGAUGUCAUUUUGAUUAUGGUCGAAUCCGCUCUCCUGUACACCACGACCGUCGUCUUCAGCGUCGUCUUGGACCUUGCAAGGACGAAUGUGUACUAUGGUGUCAUUGACCUUAGCAUUGAAGUCGCCGGUAUCUCUUUCGACAUGAUCAUCAUCCGUAUCUGGACAGCGGUAUCGACGGAGCAGACGCAGGCGUUCGCAGCGAAUUCGCCAAACUUAUUGAAGUUCAAAACGGAAUCAGGGGACCAGGCCGCCUCUGUUCACUCCGGAUCAGAGGAUCUAGCCGCGAUCGAGCUUGUGGUUUCCCAUUUCGAAGUGGUCGAGCAGCAAGGAGGUGACGAAUACCCUGUCUGA
Molecule: messenger RNA, 963 nt
Organism: Fomitopsis serialis
Lineage: Eukaryota; Fungi; Basidiomycota; Agaricomycetes; Polyporales; Fomitopsidaceae
Exons: 4
Coding region: 1-963 (320 amino acids)
Source: RefSeq, a predicted model, not a curated record